GUCAUCAUCAGCAGGAAACAGGUUCUUUUCUUUUCUUCUUCUAAACUAAACUAUGCAAAUGCGCUGCUGAGAAGGGGACUUCUGUUUGUGUGUGUCUCAGAGAGGGGGGCUGUUUUAAGUUCAGUUAUUUUACCAUACGGACAUCGUACAUCCAGAUGAACUGCGGCUGAUUUCUGGUCCUCUGUUAUGUCCAACGUACCGAUUCCUCACACUUACAACGGAAGGUGCAUCAUGACCUCUCUCUGGGUCAUUGGCCUGUUUCUGAUUGGCGACUGCAUUUCCACGUCCAGUCCGUUGAAGGCUAAAGAGGGCUCCUGUGUGAAGAUCUUGAUUGACAUGAAGAUUCCGAUGCUGGGUGGAAAUGUUGUCUGGUUGAAGAACGCAACAUGGAAUUCAACUUCAAACGAUUUUGAGGGCACUGUUGUGUACAACCUCAAAGCUGACAAACCUGCUGCGAAGGAAUUUGAAAACCGAGUAUCCGUGGGCACCAGUCCGGAUCGUACGACCUCCCAAUUGACCAUCAGUAAUUUGAGACUGGAGGACAAUGGAAUAUACUUGGCUAGAUAUUAUACAAAUGAACAUCAAUGGGGCAACAGUAACAUGAGUCUUGAGGUUGAGAAGAACCCAUGCCAGGUUAGCGUUUCUGGGCCGGAGCUCGUCCGAAGUGGGGAGACAGUGCACCUGCAAUGCUCCGUCUCAGCAGCCUGUGAGGACAGACCAGAGUGGGCCUGGUCAGAGUCAGCUCAACUGCCAUCCAGUUCAUACUCCCAGGAUGGCAAAACAGCCAAGCUCAGCUUCCCGGCCCUCUGGUCACAUGACGGGGUGACGUUCACCUGUAGUCCGUCAGGGAGCAAGGGUGCUUGUGUCGGCAGGAGCAUCAAGCUGACCGUGAGAUAUUCGCCCAUUACCACGGCGGACUCUUAUGAUCCCAGCAUAAAGGAAGGGCAUGCUGUCACGUUCACGUGCCACAGUAAAGGAAACCCCCAGCCCACAUUUCGCUGGUUUAAAGUGGGCCGAGGUGAAACUACCCAGGAAAGAGAGUGGACACUAAACAGCGUCACAGCUGAAGACGCUGGGAGAUACUUCUGCCAGGCUACAAACGACCUGGGAGUUAAAAACUCAACGGUCGUUACACUCGAUGUCAUAUAUGCUCCGAAAGGGGUCAGUGUAUGGACGGGCAAGGCUUCGGACUCGGUCAGAGAAGGGGAGAGAAUCAGCUUUACCUGCAAAGUCCAGAGCAGCAAUCCACCAGCGUCAUACUCCUGGUACAAAGACUGGAGCCAGCUGGGCUGUACUGACCGAGAGCUCAAUCUCACAGACAUAAAACUCCAGGACACAGGCCACUACCACUGCCGUGCCACCAACUCUGUGGGUUAUAACAACUCCCCAAACGUCCAAAUCACUGUCCACUAUGGACCCAGAGACACACGCAUUGUGGCCAGUGAGGGAGGGGUGAAGGUCGGAUGGAGCCUGACUCUGACCUGCCACGCCGAGGCCCUUCCCGAGCCGAACAGGUACACCUGGUUCCACGCGCUUCCACUGACGGGUGGGUGGACCGAGGUGCCGGCGCCUUCAAACAGACCGUCUGACCGGCGAGCCCUGAGCUGGGAGCAGAUCAGUGUCGGCGAUGCUGGAGAAUACAUGUGCCAGGCUGGCAACAAGAUCAGCGCUAAAAACUCCACCUCGCAUCGCGUAUAUGUGCUGUUCUUCACUUGA
This is a messenger RNA of Conger conger (European conger), 1716 nucleotides long. RefSeq names its product B-cell receptor CD22-like. The coding region runs from base 187 to 1716 and encodes 509 amino acids. The transcript has 8 exons. The record is from RefSeq and is a predicted model, not a curated record. Lineage: Eukaryota; Metazoa; Chordata; Actinopteri; Anguilliformes; Congridae.